Messenger RNA from Carica papaya (papaya), 1188 nucleotides. The record is from RefSeq and is a predicted model, not a curated record. NCBI's taxonomy places the organism in Eukaryota, Viridiplantae, Streptophyta, Magnoliopsida, Brassicales, Caricaceae.
AACACACAUUGUAUUCAGGCAAUUCCAUGUGCCCACAUGCAUCAUUGGUGGGAUGAGUGAGUUAAUAGGCUCCUCCUUCAGUUUUGUUGAACAAGAAAAUCAAAAUCCACAAACCCAAAUUUCCUGCAGGGGCUGACUUGACUCUCUAUCUCUGCCUUGAAUUUGCUUCUGUGUAUGGAUAGAUAAAGAGUGAAGAGAAGAAGAGAGAGGAGGAAGAAGACUAGGGGAGCUCAGCUAGAGAGAAAAAUGAAGGAAAGCAGUGAUGGGUUUGUGCGAGCAGAUCAGAUUGAUCUCAAGAGCUUAGACGAACAACUGGAGAGGCAUAUGAGUAAAGCAUGGACAACGGAGCAGAGUAAGAAGAGAGAGGAUGGUGGUGGUGGCACCGCAGCCGCCGCCACCGUCACCUCGGCUGGAAUCAUCACUACCGCCGUCACCACCAAUAAAGCUCUAUCAAGUAAGCAGAGGCAGAGACUGGAGUGGGAGAUCGACCCCUCUAAGCUCAUUAUCAAGAGUAUCAUUGCUCGCGGCACCUUCGGUACCGUCCACCGUGGUGUUUACGAUGGCCAAGAUGUUGCAGUAAAGCUACUUGACUGGGGUGAAGAAGGCCAUAGGACUGAAGCUGAGAUUGCAUCCUUAAGGGCGGCUUUUACCCAGGAAGUUGCAGUGUGGCAUAAACUUGAUCAUCCUAAUGUUACCAAGGUAAAUCCUUUCACAAAAAUCGCUUCUUUCAGUUUUCUAUGUCUCAGGUGAAUUUGGAUGGCUGGGCUCAGGAGUUCAUGAAUGGCUUACAGGUGCUGGAAUCAUUUUCAUGUCUAGUGUGUUUGCUUGUGCAGUGAAGAAUGUGAUAACCUAAAACUUGCAUAGUCUUCAGGACUUUGUUAUGUUUUCAUUUACCAUAACAAGCCAAGAAAUGAAACUCUUCUGCUAAAUUCAAGCAGAUGAGACUCUUUGAUGUUUUAUUUAUGUGUCUAUUUCACUUCCUUCAAUGGGUUUUGGUGAUUUGAGACAAGUAAUAGACUUUUUCCCUUAGCUGGUGAAGCACUAGGUAAUAGCCCUUGUUGUAAAAAGAAAAAUGAAGGUAAUAGGUACGAGGAUUCUGCUGAAAUGCGACAACUAUUUGUGAGGUCACCUUUGAAGCCAUCAAAUUGGAAUGUUAAACCCCUUUCAACGACUAUUCAAAAGUAAAGU